This is a messenger RNA of Thalassophryne amazonica, 1242 nucleotides long. RefSeq names its product POU class 4 homeobox 3 (gene pou4f3). The record is from RefSeq and is a predicted model, not a curated record. Lineage: Eukaryota; Metazoa; Chordata; Actinopteri; Batrachoidiformes; Batrachoididae. The transcript has 2 exons. Gene Ontology annotation, molecular function: RNA polymerase II cis-regulatory region sequence-specific DNA binding; DNA-binding transcription factor activity, RNA polymerase II-specific. The coding region runs from base 19 to 1071 and encodes 350 amino acids. Gene Ontology annotation, biological process: regulation of transcription by RNA polymerase II.
AGGACGAGGAGGAGGAGGAUGACCAUGAACGGCAAGCAGCACUUCUCCAUGCACCCGGCUCUGCACGAGCCCAAGUAUGCCGGCCUGCACGCAGGCUCGGAGGGCAUGCGCAGAGUGUGCGUGCCCGGGCCGCAGCUGCAGGGCAAUAUAUUCGGAGGCUUUGAUGAGAGCCUGCUGGCGCGCGCGGAGGCUCUGGCGGCUGCUGACAGCAUCGUCUCUCACGGCAAGAGCCACGCGUUCAAAGCAGACCUGACUUACCAUACCAUGAGCAGUGUCCCCUGCACCUCAGCCGCCUCCUCGUCCUCCACCGCCGCGCCCGCCCCCCACGUCCCCUCCCACCACCACCAUCACCACCACCUGGGCCAGACCCUGGAGGCCGGAGACCUCCUGGAUCACCUCUCCACCAGCCUGGCCGUCAGCGGGAUGGGCGCGCCGCCGGAGCCUCCGGGGAUGACGGCGCCGUCGCACCAUCACCACCAUCACCACCACCACCACCACCUCCAAACGAUGGGUCAGCUCCACCAGGCCAUGGCCACCAUGGCGCACCCGCACUCCUUGUCCGUGCACGGCGGCAUGGCGUGCGUCAGCGACGUGGAGUCCGAUCCCAGAGAGCUGGAAGCGUUCGCGGAGCGCUUCAAGCAGCGGAGGAUCAAACUCGGGGUGACCCAGGCGGACGUCGGGUCGGCGCUCGCCAACCUGAAGAUCCCGGGCGUGGGGUCGCUCAGCCAGAGCACCAUCUGCAGGUUCGAGUCCCUCACUUUGUCCCACAACAACAUGAUCGCGCUGAAGCCGGUCCUGCAGGCCUGGCUGGAGGAGGCCGAGGCCGCGCACCAGGAGAAGAGCAGCAAGCCGGACCUUUUCAACGGCAGCGACCGCAAGCGAAAGCGCACGUCUAUCGCCGCGCCGGAGAAGCGAUCUCUGGAGGCUUACUUCGCCAUCCAGCCUCGGCCCUCCUCGGAAAAAAUCGCAGCCAUCGCGGAGAAACUGGACCUGAAAAAGAACGUGGUUCGAGUGUGGUUCUGCAACCAGCGUCAGAAACAGAAGCGAAUGAAAUACUCGACCGUGCACUGACUGACUGCCGCGCGUCAUGAAUAAAAGAGCCUGCUGCAUUUUUGAUCGAGUGAUUAAUAAUAAGAUGACUAACAGGGACUCAUCACGUGUCACCUGGGAUUAUAUUUAAAAAGAGAGACUUAAUUCAGAUUUUAUCUCACUCGUUCUUGUUGCACUUUUUUGGGGGGAGAU